AUGCAGCUUUUAUUGCGCGACACAUCAUUGACCAGUCCACCGCCCAGCGGUCGUCGUCGGUCGAAGCGCCUCGCAAGACCAGGCAUCGUUGUUCAAAUUCGCAGAAAGAAGCCCGAUGGCAAGACGGCUUCCCGUAAAAUGAGCCCGUCAGACUUGGCUUCUAGCGAGAAGAGGCGCAAUCCAAAACGCAAAGCUGCCGCCCCGCCCCAGAGUCAUGUGCUUCCCGACAACCUGCUUGAGGAGGCCAUGAGGCCCCUCACAUCUGAGGAGAUUGAAGAAUGGGAUGGGUGGAUUGAAUUAGAAUCCGAGCCGGCAUUUUUCACCAUGAUCUUGAAGGACCUGGGCAUAUUCUACCAAAACCCGUGGGAAGUGACUGGGCCAGUCUGGUUCGCAAAUCAGACCACUUCCAACGCAUGCGCUACGGUUGCGCUGCUCAACAUUGUGAUGAACCACACCGACAUCAACCUUGGAAGCGAACUGGAGACGUUCAAGGAAGCCACCGCCGAGAUGAGCACCGCGGUGCGUGGCUAUGAGCUGGGCAGAAACAAGUUCAUACGCAAGACGCAUAAUUCUUUUGCUCGUCGCAUGGACUGUCUGAAUGCCGACCUUUUUUUGGAGAGUGAGGCGUCCGAUACCAAAACGCGAAAACGCGCCCAAGCAUCUCGUAAUACGUCUCGCAAAAAGAAGCCCAAAAAGCGCCACAGCAAUGACUAUGGCUACCAUUUCGUUGCGUAUGUUCCGUCAGGAGGGUUUGUCUGGGAACUGGACGGUCUGCGGGGCAAGCCUCGCAAGCUCGGCAGAAUCGAUGGCGACUGUUGGACCAACAUCGCCCGGCCACAGAUCGAGGCUCGUAUGCUUCAGUAUGAGGAGAGUCAGCUAUCUUUCAACUUGCUCUCGCUCUGCCAGAGCACCUUCCAAAAAUACAAGAAGGCUGUACGAGUCGCUCUAGCGACUGUGCAUUUCUUAGAUGCGCGGAUGAAGACGCAACAUGGAGAUACCUACUCUAAACUCGUCACUGAUGGUGACAUCCAGCUUGACACCAACGAUGCUCUGCUGCUGGCUGAGUACGAUUUGAAACCAGAGGAUGUUAUCGGAGAACUUGCCACCGUUUCCCUUAAAUCAAGAGUGGUUGAAGUUAACCUCAGUGCCAGCGAGGGAGCAAGUCUUAGGCGUCAGUUUGUCAUUGAAGCCCGCGCCGCCAUGGGAGAGUAUCGUGGCGAGACCAUGGUGGCCAUGGCUGACGAGGGGCGCGUGACAGCGCGAAAGAAGGACUACGGGACCGUGUUGCAUAAAUGGAUAUCAAAAUUAGCAGAAAAGGGCGUUCUGGAAGACAUUGUCAAGCUAUCGGCAUAG
Molecule: messenger RNA, 1353 nt
Organism: Akanthomyces muscarius
Lineage: Eukaryota; Fungi; Ascomycota; Sordariomycetes; Hypocreales; Cordycipitaceae
Exons: 9
Coding region: 1-1353 (450 amino acids)
Biological process (GO): ubiquitin-dependent protein catabolic process; protein deubiquitination
Cellular component (GO): cytoplasm
Molecular function (GO): cysteine-type deubiquitinase activity
Source: RefSeq, a predicted model, not a curated record